Stylonychia lemnae is the source of this 4431-nucleotide messenger RNA. NCBI's taxonomy places the organism in Eukaryota, Ciliophora, Spirotrichea, Sporadotrichida, Oxytrichidae. The record is from the annotation of a GenBank genome assembly.
AUGGCUUUCUAGCAAGAAUAUAAGCUUGCAGAUUACUUUUCUGUAAUUGGAUUGGACGAGUAAUUGAACACUAUAGACUAAGUUCAAGAUGAUAAAAUGAUUGAGGAUCUUGAGAUAAUAGUAAUGCAGGAUGAAUAUACUAAGAUUAGUUAUAACUCGCAAGUGGAAAAAUGGAUUGACCUAGAUGGUUCAAAUAUGAUUUUUCUGAGAAUAAUUUAUGGAGCACAACGCCCCAUAACUGAUAUUAAUUUCUAUAGAAUUUAAAAUUAAAGUGGUCAUCCUAACAAAAUGAGACUUCCAGCGUAUUUGGAAAUAGAGCCGGUUCUGAUAAAGUAAUACGGAGAUCCAGAUGCUGAUUCUAAAUUUAGGAAGUUUAGGAAAAACAAUCCUGAUGGAGAUAAAAAGAAAGAGAUGCUUAUUUAUACAGGAGAUUUUGAUUUGACGCCAUACCUAGAAGGAGCUAAUGGAGCUUAAUCUGGUUCAAAUUUAUGUUUUUGUUAUACCAGAAAAAGGAAAAAUUAUCCAAUCUCAGAUGUUGAAAUAGUCUAGGGAGUAUCAGGCACCAAGGGGCCUGAUGAUAUUGAGUUUAAUCUAUAGCCUAGUCUAAAACAAAUUAACUACAAGUUAGGGAAAAAUAUCAAGAAUAGACUUUUAUGCUACAGAUAAACUAAAGUUCUAGACAGAUAUCCUUUUGAAGGAAGAGAUAGACUAUACUAUGAAUUUCCAGUCUCACUGAGUUAAUUUUGCUUUCCAUCAGGCAUUCAAUUUACCACUCAAAGAUCGCUUCCAUAAUAUUUUAGUUUCAUCUUAACGGACGCUUAAGGAUAACAUAUAUACGGUACUGCACUAACAUUUGAUGAGACUCUUCCACCAGAAUUAAAAAAUAAACUGAAAUAGAAUUACGUUUCAAAUGUUGAUAAGAUAUACUCUUAGAAAGCUAUUUGUGUCUUGUCUCAUUAUGCAUUCAUGGAUUCCUUUAAAGAAAUUUUGAAGCAGCUUUACAGGAUUUAUCUGUCCUCUAGCAAUUUACCUAUUGAAAGAUACAUAGUUAAUUUUAUGGAUGAAAUACCAGUACCAGAUAAGGGUAAUAUUCUAGUUUAGCAUGAAAUUGGAGAAAAAAAGAUUCAAUUUUUUAGACAUAUUGAUUAAUACCCUCCUUAUGCUUCAGUAAAUAUUUGUAUAAUAUUCAUUAAUUAAUAGAAAAAAGAUAUUGAAUUCUUGUUUAGAGCACUUGAUGCAGAAUAAGUCAUUGAUAUUUUCCUUGCCUUAUUGAUGGAGAAAAAGGUAUUGCUUAUAUCAGAACAUAAAGCUCUCCUGACGCAUUCUGCUAUAGCUCUGAUUUCAUUAUUAUUUCCAUUGAGGUGGAUUCAUGUCUUGAUUCCAAUAUUACCUAAAAAUAUGACUGAUGUCCUAGAUGCACCAGUACCAUUUUUGAUUGGUAUAGAGCCGUUUAUUAUUAGAGAUGAUGGCUUUGAAAUUCCGAAUGAGGUUUAUAGAGGUAAAAUAUUUUUGUUCAUUUAUUUAUCUUUAGUCGAUCUUGAUAAUGGUUCUAUAUCUCUUAGAGAUUCAAAACCUAAAUUGCCUAGCAAAGAAUUCAAAAUCCUAAGAUAAAGAUUAAUCAAGGCAACAGAGGGAAUAAUAAGACCAGAUCCAGUCUUAGAAUAGGUCGAUUAUGCCUUUGAGAUGAAAUCUUAUGAUCCCGAAGAAUAAUUUGAAUUCUAGCUUAAUGAAUAUGAAAUUAGGGAUGCCUUCCUAGAAUUUAUGUCUAGUUUGAUGUCAGGUUACACUAAAUUUCUUAAUACCCCUAAUGCUUAAAAAGAUGUAUUUUUUGACUCAAAGGAUUUCUUUGACUUUAAGAAAUUUAGAGCUGCUAAAGAUGCAACUAAAAAUGUGACUCUGAUCUAUAAAUUAACAGAGACAACUCUUUUUGCUAACUUUAUUGAGGCUAGAUCAUUUGGAAAGAGUGAUUAAGAUGAUCAAAUCAUGUAUUUUGAUGAGUAAUUUAUUCAAUAUUCAUAAUUCAUUAAUAGAUCACUAAAGCUUAAAAGAAACAAAAAGGUUUCAAUGCCUUUGAUAGUAAGACCUUUUACUGAAAAGAAAACAAUAAAAUCUUUAGCUCCAUGUGAAGAAGGAUUAGAACCAAAUUAAGUUUUUAAGCAUCAAACCUUUCCUAAAUUUGAUCUUAGUUACUUCUACCCUCCAAGGCAAGUACAAAACUAUAAUGAAGAAACUGGCUAUCUAAUAAAAUCAAUGGUUAGCAAUGAGUAGCUAAUGAAAAUGCAUGAUACUGAAUGGGCUAGAUAUUUGAAUGAAAUAAUCUACCUUUUGUGGUUCCAAAUUUUCUGCACAACUUUACCUAUGUACAGCAAUUAUUCAAAGGAAUUAAUAUAUUUCGCAAAAAAACUGCUAGAAUACAUUUAAAGAAAGCUAACUCCAAUGAGGGAUGCUGAGAUGAUUUAUAGAAGACUUUUUGAGGCUUGUGGAACUUGCAGACUUUAAGAUGAGAUUUAGGAUUUAUAUUUAGAUAUGAAAAAGAAUAAGAUUGAUCCAGAUAAGGUUACCUUUGGAACAUAUUACCAAGCAUUCUUGGUAAGUAAGAAGCACAACACAAAUUUCAACAAUGGAAUGGCAAUGGGCUCUAAUAAUAUGAGAUACCCAGUCCUCUAAUAAAAAGAAUCUUACCUAUAAUAUACUCCUGAGGAUUUUUAAUAAAAGCUUAAGGAAUUUGAAUUCAAAUAGAUAUAGAUAGAGGAGGAAAAAUAGAAUACUUUUAAGCAAAGAAAUUCAUUUGGCUACUUAAACAUGGCAAGAUCGGAAAGUGACUUUGCUGGAGAAGUUGAAACUUAGGUUGAAUCUUUAAGAACUUCACAAGUAAAAUUGAGUCAAAUUCUAGAGAACAGCAUAUACCUUGAAAUUGAAACAUUAUGCUAGCAAUGUGACAAACCAUUAAAAGAAGAAGAAAUACUCUCAGGUUUUUAAAAAAAUCUUAGCUCUUAUGUAAUAAAAUGCCCAAUUUGCAAAGAAAGUUACGUUCCAAAAUUCAAUGUAUAUUCUGAGUAUAAAACAGAUUUCUUAAAAGGAAGAGAUGGUAUGAGCAUAUAGAUGCUUUCACCAGUAACUCUUUACAAGGAAUAUAUUAACCUAGUCGAGCAUAAAGGAGAGUAAAUAGUUUUAAGGGACAAUUUUUUGAAAGAACAUAGGACAGUAUUUUGGAACAUAAUUCUAUACUUUAAAAUGAUGAGACUGCCAAUCUUUAUGCUUGAUCUUGAUUAUUCUUAACUUCACAUUAAAGUUAAUGUAAGUUAAGUAAAAAAGUAUCUGCCUAAUGAUAAGAAAAAGGUGAUUUCUACUUCAUCUCAAAACCAAUCCUCUUUCAAAGGAAAUAGCUAAAAAUUAGACUAAGAGAAGCUUAGAAAACUCGAAUCAUCUCCAGCUAGAUAAUCUAGCAUAAGUCGAAUGGCAAGCUCUGUAGCUGAUGUCUUCAAGAACUCAAUUAACAAAAAUAAUAAUGUUGGUAGCAAUAAUAAUGAAUUUGGUGAUAACUAAUCUGUUAACAACGAAAAUGAUCACUAGAGUGAAAAAAGAAGUUUAUCUAACUAUUUCAUGAGAAAGAAAGAUGGCAGUCAUAAAAGUGGAAGCGGAGCUGGCUCAGUAGUAACAUCUUUAAGUGAUCUUGAGCGAAUAGAAAAAAUAAUGACUACAGCUCAAUAUGCGAAUAAGAGCAUAGUAAAAUACUUUAGCAAACACUUAGAAGAAUUUCGAAGAGAAAUGCAGUCAUCUAAGGAGAUUAUUCUUUCAGAGCUAGUUACUUAAGGCAUUCCUGAAUAAAUGAACAGACAUGUUAACUUAAAUAUGAAUUCAGGAGCUAAUCCGUUGACAAAAAACUUCCAAGAAUGGUAGAAAAAUAAAUAACCAGUUACUGCAGAAGCCAUUAUAGACUCUAUAAAUUCUAGCAGACAUGGAGGAUCUUUUAACAUGCCUAAAGUUGGGCAAUAAGACAUUAGUUAGAGUAAUCAUUAGUUGAAUAGAUUAUCUAAUGCAUCAAACUCUAAAAAUAAUAAUGGCAUACCCAUUACACUCUCUAAUUAAUUGAGAAAUGAUUCCAGUUCGAGUCUUUCAUCUUCAAAUACACCAUUUAAAAGAAGCUUAGCUGAUAUACGUAAGUCAAAUUAAAGUAUAAAACAUUCUAUAGAGAGCAGAAAUAGUGAGAAGACGAGCAAUAAUAAACCAGUUCAAAACAUUUCGGGAUAAAAUUUUUUCAAGCCCCCGAAGGAUUAGAGAGAUGUUCAAAUCAUGCUGUAAAAUUAGAAAAAUCAGUAGUAGUCAUAAAACUAGCAUGUUGACCUUAAUAGAAGUCCAAAUUAACCAAUUAUCAAUUCUAAGAUGAAUAGUAAUCAUUAGCAAAACAGUUCCUCAAACUAUAAGAUGUGA